AUGACCAAAGCCUCUACGAGCAAGUACUUUACUAGCGCAGUGAGAAGGAGAACCCGAUCCACGGUGAAAAAGGAAGGAGAUUUAGACAUACCGAAAGACGAUGGAUUCGAGACAUUUCAGAAAGAUGUGGAGAAAUUGCAUAAGAAUCCGAGACGGAAACGACAACAAAUAGAAGUGAAAAUCGAUCCUGAAGACCUUGCAAUAUCGAAAGGGAAGAGGCCAAAGAAGAGUACGACCAAGAAAAGCAAAAAUAAAGCAGUGACUAAGAACGAUCACAUCCCAAGUGAACCUCCAGCCAACUUUUGGCCUAUGUAUAACGAGAUUAAGAAGAUGAGGGAGAAGAUUAUUGCACCGGUAGAUAAAAUGGGAUGUGCCAGUAUUAGUACCGCAAUAUCUGGGUUGAAAGAAGGUACUGUGUGGAGAUUUCAGGUUUUAGUCACUUUAAUGCUCUCUUCACAGACCAAAGAUGAGGUGAACUACGAAGUGAUGAAUGGUAUGGAGGAGUAUUUUAUGAAGAAAGGCUACAAAGAUGGACUCUGCCUUCAAGCAAUACUGGAUAUAGACCAGGCCAAGCUUGAUCAACUUAUUUAUAAAGUCGGCUUCCACCAUAGAAAGGCAGACUACAUUAAGAGAACGGCACAGAUUGUUAAAGACAAAUUCAGUGGAGACGUUCCGAAGAAAAUCGAGGAGAUUACCUCAUUUCCUGGAGUUGGACCCAAGAUGGGCUACCUAUUAAUGCAAAUAGCGUGGGGAAUAUAUACUGGUAUCGGUAUAGAUACUCAUAUGGCACGCAUGGCAGGGUGGUUUCAUUGGGUGCCACAAAUAGGUUCAGGUAAACCAAGUCCCGAAUACGUUCGCAAAUGCUUUGAAAAGAUGCUUACCAAUCAUAAGGAAGAGUGGAGGGUUAUCAAUCCUACCCUUGUAGGAUUCGGACAGAUGGUUUGCACUCCAACGUCACCCCGUUGCGACUUAUGCACCAUUGCAAAGACAGGUCUAUGCCCGGCUGUCGAUAAGAGACUCCUACAGAGAGUGAAAGUUAACAAACUGAAUGGUAUCAGAUCGCCUCUAAAGAAAAGCCGUGGCGAUCUCUCGAAACUAAUGCAGAACUAA
Messenger RNA from Brettanomyces nanus, 1110 nucleotides. RefSeq lists its product as uncharacterized. Gene Ontology annotation, biological process: nucleotide-excision repair; base-excision repair, AP site formation; base-excision repair. The transcript has a single exon. The record is from RefSeq and is a predicted model, not a curated record. Gene Ontology annotation, molecular function: DNA-(apurinic or apyrimidinic site) endonuclease activity; oxidized pyrimidine nucleobase lesion DNA N-glycosylase activity. Lineage: Eukaryota; Fungi; Ascomycota; Pichiomycetes; Pichiales; Pichiaceae. Bases 1 to 1110 code for a protein of 369 amino acids. Gene Ontology annotation, cellular component: nucleus.